ACUCACACUACAUGACUUGCUAGUCUCCUGAUUGUAAGGUUGUGCAAACUUUUGCACUUUACCGUAAUUAUAUUAACUAUAUAUUACGGUAAAAGUAGUGUAUAUGAGUUAUAACGUGGCCCAUGUUGAGACACUGCGCAUGCGCACUGCAAAUCCGGCCAUAUUUUCACUUUCACUUUGUAGUUCUAUGAAGUAAAAAGGUAAAAGAAACACCGACCGAAUAAACCGAUUAAAAUACAAACAUUUCCACUAUCAAAUGUUUAGAAAUGUAUCACGCAGCUAUAAUGGAGAGCAGAGAGCAGCUGUAGUGCCGUCGUCGAAUGACGCCAUCACGCCGUUGCGUCAAAACCGGAAAAGUAAAUAAGGAAGCGUAGAUAUUAUUAAACAUGGUAGUAGGGAAUAAGCUCGAUGCGAAGAUUUAAUUCUUAGAAUUAAUGAAUCACUUUUACAGUCAUUUUACAGCCAUGGGUUGUGUUUGGUGCGCUGUUGUCGGUUGUGGUGUAAUGGCGGUGCUAACAGCUGGAGCGCUUUUAACCGGAAUGAUGCAUGGUGUGUUUGUGGCUCUCUGCGCUGUAGCUCUAAGCAUAGCUGCCGCUCUCUAUGUCGAGUGCGUGAGGGCAGACAGGCGCAGUGUGUGCAGUGUCGUGCGUCACUACCUGUCAGUUAGGUGUGUGAGUCGAGCAGGGAGAAAUCAGAGAGACGCGCUGGAGAGAGACACACUGAAUGUACGGAGAGCACAGGAAGAGACGCUGCUCAGACGACUGAGAGACACAAAACGCACACGAUAUGGACUUGAGUAUCACUUUGACUCUCUCACAGACACCACAGAAUUCAGAAAGUGUCACCCCAUCACCACAUACAAACAUUACGAGGAGCUCAUACGGCGAGUCGCCUCCGGAGAGAAAAAAGCCAUUGUCAUGGGGGCACCCAUCCUAACAAUGACAUCAGGGACAGCAAGAUGCAGCAAGAUGCUCUGGAACAAAGAAACCAACAGUGACUACUUCUUACAGGGCGUCUCAGUGUGUGUAGACGUCAUGAGGAAGUCGUUUCCGGAAACGACGAGUCUCCAGCCGAAAGUCAGGCUAUUUUACCCAAUGGAUGAGCGUUACUCUGAAGCAGGAGUACGAAUUGUAGCAAUGCCGUUUUCCUCUGAACUCACUCACCAUGGCUGCACGAGUCCCCCAGCCAUCUUAGAGGUGCAGAAUGAGCACAAUGCUCUGUACCUUCACCUGCUCUUCGCUCUGAUGGAUCGUCACGUUGGCAUCCUAGAGUCCAGGUUCUCCUGUGUUGUGUUUGAUGCCUUCAGACUCCUGGAGGAGCAUUGGGAGGACCUGGCUGAUGAUGUGGAAUCAGGUCGGAUCAGCUCCAGGAUUGUUCUUGAUGCCUGGCUCAGGUCAAAACUAGAAAAGGGAAUGAAACCAGAUCCUGUUAGAGGUGACGAACUCAGAACUGCCAUCAGCAAGGGUUUUGAAGGCAUUGCUCUCAGACUAUGGCCUCGUUUACACCUGAUUCACACCGUUGACUCAGGACCACAUCAGAUUUAUGGGGAGAGUCUCAGGCUGCACUACUGCAGGGGCGUGCCCUUCUAUUCACCGCUCUACGCCACCACAGAAGGUCUGAUCGGAGUGAAUCUGUGGCCGCUCCAGGAGAGCAGACGCUAUCUGCUCUGUCCUCGCUCCAUGUUCUUUGAGUUUCUACCAGAGGAACAUUUAGAUGCACAACAUGGACCAAACACACAAAACUCAUUCAAUACACUCAGCACCCUGCUCAUGGAUGAGGUGAAGGAGGGGAAGAACUAUGAGCUGAUCGUCACCAACGCCUCAGGGCUGUUCAGGUAUCGACUUGGAGAUGUAGUGAAAGUGGUCGCAUUUCACAACCAGUGUCCAGUGGUGGAGUUUCUUUACAGACUAAGUGAGACGCUAAAUAUUCGAGGUGAAAAAGUGAAUGAAGCCUUGUUUUUGGCUGCUCUAAAGAAAGCAGUGACACAGUGGCCCGGUGCUAAAUUGGUGGAUUACUGCUGUGCCGAGAGUGGAAUUCUGGGAGACUCAUCAGGAGGAGCUCAGCCUCAUUACCAAGUGUUCCUGGAGCUGAAAGGUGUCAGGAAUCUCACCGAGGAGCAGCGAUAUAAGCUGGACAUGUCUCUGCAGGCUGACUCCACCGUCUACAGGUCAUUCCGCAUCAAAGGCAGCAUCGGACCAAUGAGAGUGCAGCUCGUUAGCAAGGGGGCGUUCCAGGAGCUGAAGAGUUACAUGGUCUCCUUCUGCCACACCUCCAGAGACAUGUUUCAGAUGCAGCGUGUCAUCCGCAAGAAAGAGUAUGCUGACUUCCUGCUGAGGAAAACUGUUUCCUGAUACACAGAUUUGCAUCAUGGGAGACAGUGCACACACUCAGAAACACUUACACAGUUUCCAAAGCCAGAGAAUUGAGUGAAACACAACGUAAAUACACACAAUCCUUCUGUGAAUAAGAAACAAAUUUACAGAGUUAAAUAUCGACUGCUAGAGUGUUUGUAGUCAAAGUGUAGCUUAACAAACUGUAUCACUGUAUCAAGAAUUUUAUUUAGGAAACUGAUUAAAGUUAGCAAAAUGUUAUCCAUGUAUUCUUAAGGAUUAGCAGAAAAGACUAACAUUUUCAAAUUAGUGUAACUCUGGAAGGCUCUUGUAGCUCGCCGUCCUGUCAUUGGCUAAGGGAUGCUAAUCCUGCGACUGUCCAACUUUACAGCGCAGUGGAUGUCUAGGUUGCGGCCUGCUGAAGAAAGUUAUAUAAACAAUGUGACGUAAACAAAAGAAUUACUUCUUCAGGGGAGUGAGAUUUAUUAUUUCCAUUCAUUAAAGCAGUGUAUAUGAGGGCAUGCUCGCUAACUAGCAAGCUAAACCUGUUAUAUUGUUAGUCCACUGAUGUGAACGUGAGCUACUGACCCGGGAUGAAACACUGAAGUGACGGAGCUCUGCAGAACGAAAUAUAUUUCUCUUUAAACUGCCUGUAA
Messenger RNA from Tachysurus vachellii, 2986 nucleotides. RefSeq names its product GH3 domain containing (gene ghdc). The coding region runs from base 435 to 2351 and encodes 638 amino acids. The record is from RefSeq and is a predicted model, not a curated record. The transcript is spliced from 10 exons. NCBI's taxonomy places the organism in Eukaryota, Metazoa, Chordata, Actinopteri, Siluriformes, Bagridae. Gene Ontology annotation, cellular component: cytoplasm. Gene Ontology annotation, molecular function: acid-amino acid ligase activity.